UCUCCCAGGGCCAGCGAAGAGGGAUUCGUCUUUGUACUCAAGCAGAGUAGUUGAAGUCAGCUCUGUCUCCACUGCCUUCCUUUUUUUUUUUUAAAGAAGCAGGGAGUCUAAAUGCUGGAAAUAUCCCUAUAAGCCGGUUACUAGUCCACUUUAACCACAGUAGACGGUCUGUUGUAUUGUUUUGUGCAAGCGGACAUCCCUUGUUAUAUCUUUUUGAGCCCUUUUGGACGACAAAAGAUUUCCUUUUUUUCCCCUUACCGGGUGGAUUUUUAAGUCAUACAGAGAAAAUUCAUACAGUUGCAACACAUCCCUCUCGUUUUUUCUCCUUUUUUAUAUUUCCACACCUCCAUACAGGGGGGUGGGGGGUCUAUUUUUUAAAGUCAUCCUUUAACCGAGCGACAAUGGCAGCUGUAACGAGCCCGGAGACCAGCCCUCAACCGCGGGUAUAUUUCCAGACGCCGACCGGCACCACGGAGGAACCGGAGCCCCCAGUCAGGAAGCAGGGACGGGUUACCGUCAAAUACGACCGCAAGGAGCUGAGGAAGAGACUGAACCUGGAGGAGUGGAUCAUCGACCAGCUAACGGACCUCUACGACUGCGAGGAGGAGGCCAUCCCGGAGCUGGAAAUCGAUGUGGAUGAACUGCUGGACAUGCCCAGUGAUGUUGAGCGUGCAGCCAGGGUCAAGGACUUACUGGUUGACUGCUUUAAACCUACUGAGGACUUCAUCUCAGAGCUGCUUGACAAAAUCAGAGGAAUGCAGAAGCUCUCUACACCUCAGAAGAAAUGAUGGCAUCCUUCCUUUCCCCCCACAUUUUCCCGUCCUCUCCAGCCCUCACUGCCCUCAUUGCCCCAUUUAUUUUUUAUUUAAUGUCUUCUUCCAUUGAAGGUCAUGAUGUAUUACAGCCUACCCUUGUUUCAGCUUAUAGUUAAACCACUUUAAUUUACCUCCAAGGAUUUUGACUCUCUUCAGCAGAAAUUAAUAAUUUGCGAGGUAACUUGUCUGUUAUAAUCCAACCUCUCUCCUUCCUCAUUGUUUCCUCGCCUGCCGUUAUUGGCGCUUCUCCUCCUAAUCUUUCUCCUCUUCCUCCCACUUUCCCAUCUGCCUGUGGAGGAACAGAGUCCCAUAAUUACUGUAAAAGCGGGGUUGC
Messenger RNA from Cyprinodon tularosa, 1149 nucleotides. RefSeq names its product protein phosphatase 1, regulatory (inhibitor) subunit 14Bb (gene ppp1r14bb). Gene Ontology annotation, biological process: regulation of phosphorylation; innate immune response. The transcript has 4 exons. Gene Ontology annotation, molecular function: protein serine/threonine phosphatase inhibitor activity. NCBI's taxonomy places the organism in Eukaryota, Metazoa, Chordata, Actinopteri, Cyprinodontiformes, Cyprinodontidae. Gene Ontology annotation, cellular component: cytoplasm. Bases 402 to 788 code for a protein of 128 amino acids. The record is from RefSeq and is a predicted model, not a curated record.